Messenger RNA from Metarhizium acridum CQMa 102, 420 nucleotides. RefSeq lists its product as uncharacterized. The record is from RefSeq and is a predicted model, not a curated record. NCBI's taxonomy places the organism in Eukaryota, Fungi, Ascomycota, Sordariomycetes, Hypocreales, Clavicipitaceae.
AUGGUUCGUCUAGCAUCUCGUCGUGAGGUGCGUCCUCCGGUCCAAUCGCCAUCCACAUCACCCUCGCUCUGUGGAAGUAGGAUUCGCCCGGGCUUUCCCGUCAUCAAAGCUGCCAUUCCCAAGAUCAAAGUCAAGGAAAUACCCCUUAUUCUUGGUAGAACACAGUGCAUAAUUUGUGUGGGCGAAGAGCGGCUCCCAUACGCUUCGCGCAUGCGCUCAUUUAAGCGCGUAUCUCAUAUGAUGGACCACGUGGAGAACGUGCAUCUUAGGCAUGAGCGCGACGAAGGAAGAUUCGUUUGCCGUUAUCCACAAUGUGCGCUUUUUGGUGACUUCUUAUCCAGUUUAGAUGCCUUCAAGAAGCAUGUGCAACAGGUACAUGGCGCAGAGUCGUCCGAGACUGACCUGGAACGGACGAUGUAA